Messenger RNA from Fraxinus pennsylvanica, 597 nucleotides. Lineage: Eukaryota; Viridiplantae; Streptophyta; Magnoliopsida; Lamiales; Oleaceae. The record is from the annotation of a GenBank genome assembly.
AUGAUGGGAUUCGUCGGAACAGUGGAAGGAAGAAAGAAGAAGGCGACUGGAUUAGCAGGCAGCGACUGCGAGGUGAGCCUUUCCGAGGACCUCUACAAUGAGCGAAACUUGAAGAAACUCGUCCAUAAAUUCAAGCUCUAUUCAUCUUCCGACCAUUUCCGCACCAAGAAUGGCAUUUAUGAGUCCACGGUUCGCCGCCUAGCUUCUGCCAAACGCUUCAAAUGGAUUGAAAAAAUUCUCGAACAUCAAAAGCAAUUUAGACAUGAUAUUUCCAAGGAGAAUUUCUCUAUCAGGCUUGUCAAAUUGUAUGGACAAUCAGGCAUGUUUGAGAAUGCGAAAAAAGUGUUCGAUGAAAUGUCUGAGAGGAAUUGUGAAAGGAGUAUGAAGAGUGUGAAUGCCAUUUUGUUAGCUUGUGUGAAUUCAGGGAAACUUGAGGAGAUUGAGGGGAUUUUUCAGGAAAUGGAGAUGAAGUGGAAAGUGAGACCCGAUGUCGUUUCAUAUAUGUUGGGAAUAAAGACGGAGCAAUUCAGACACAAACAGGUUCAACAGCUCAGUAAACCAAUGACAGAGUUCAUAAUCGAUUCCAGCAUAAUGUAA